Molecule: messenger RNA, 1496 nt
Organism: Owenia fusiformis
Lineage: Eukaryota; Metazoa; Annelida; Polychaeta; Sabellida; Oweniidae
Source: the annotation of a GenBank genome assembly
CGUUAUAGACCGGCAAAAUUUGGGAAAUCUAAUUUUUAUAGUUAACUGACAUCACGUGAUCGGCGAAUGUCUUUGAAACAACCUUGACCCGCCGUCCUUUGUAGAGUAUUAGCUGUUUCUGUGCACACAUACCAAACAACAUACCAAAAUGGUGAAAGUAGGAAUAAAUGGAUUUGGACGUAUUGGUCGUCUAGUACUUCGUUCUGCCCUUGAGAAAGGUGUAGAUGUCGUUGCUGUCAAUGAUCCAUUCAUUGAGCUUGACUACAUGGUCUACAUGUUCAAGUAUGAUUCCACUCACGGAAAAUUCCCAGGCACCAUUGAAGCAAAGGAUGGAAAACUUGUUGUCAAUGGCAAAGGCAUUGCUGUAUUUAAUGAAAUGGCUCCAACCAAUAUUCCAUGGAAGAAGGCAGGAGCUGAGUAUGUUGUAGAGUCUACUGGUGUGUUCACUACUAUUGAAAAAGCCAAGGCUCACUUCGAGGGUGGUGCCCAAAAGGUUAUCAUCUCAGCGCCCUCUGCAGAUGCACCCAUGUUUGUUAUGGGUGUCAACCAGGAUAAAUAUGAAAAAUCUAUGAACAUUGUCAGCAAUGCAUCUUGCACCACAAAUUGCCUCGCCCCACUUGCCAAGGUUAUCAAUGACAACUAUGGUAUUGAGGAGGCUCUCAUGACAACUAUCCAUGCAUACACUGCCACACAGAAAACUGUUGAUGGACCAAGCUCAAAGGCAUGGAGAGAUGGGCGUGGAGCUGCCCAGAACAUCAUCCCAGCAUCCACUGGAGCUGCCAAGGCUGUAGGCAAGGUCAUCCCAGAGCUCAAUGGUAAAUUGACUGGUAUGGCUUUCCGUGUGCCAGUCCCUGAUGUGUCUGUUGUUGAUCUGACUGUGCGUCUCAGCAAGCCAGCCACCAUGGAUGACAUCAAGGCCAAGGUGAAAGCAGCCUGUGAUGGACCAAUGAAGGGAUUCUUUGGAUACACUGAUGAGCAGGUCGUCUCUCAGGACUUCCGUGGUGACUCUAACAGCAGUAUUUUCGAUGCCAGAGCCGGAAUUCAGCUCUCACCCACAUUCGUCAAGCUUAUCACUUGGUAUGACAAUGAGUAUGGCUACAGCUGUCGUGUAUGUGAUCUUAUCAACUACAUGGCUACCAAAUGAAGCAGUCACAAUGCAGCUAAACUUUAAACAACUCUAAGGACAGCAAGAAACAAUACCCUACCAUACAAUAGACUCCUAACUAUUAAAAUCCCUUUUAAAUUUCUUUAAUAUUAUCUUGACAUUAUCUCUUCGUUACAUGAUACAUUUCAUUCAGAUCUAAAAGAACAGUGAAAGCCAUGUGUUAAACCUGUAAAUGCACAGGGCUAGAUGAUAUCAUUUUAGAUUAGUGUUUCGUAGAACGCAUAUCAUGAACAGGAACAUAGAAUUUUAGUCUGUUACUAGAGUGUGUGUACAAAUAUGUACAAAGUAUUGAUAUUGUUGUGUGAUAAACAAUCAGAUCUGUUGAUUAAUA